AUGAUCCGUGAUUCGGCGGUUUUUAUGAUAUUUGUCCGUCAUCCUCGUGGGAGAUCUAAUGAUAGUAGAAGACAUAGUAAUGUUAAUCAAGAUAUUGGCAGAGCCAGCACAGCUGAAACGAAUACGCAGAAUUCGGAGCCUCGUGCUUCCACUGAAAAUAAUCCAGAUAAUGAUAAUGGUACAAAUAAUGAAAUUAACGCUACAGGGAAUAGUGAUAGUAUGAGUAUUGGAAAUUAA
This is a messenger RNA of Entrophospora candida, 237 nucleotides long. Lineage: Eukaryota; Fungi; Glomeromycota; Glomeromycetes; Entrophosporales; Entrophosporaceae. The record is from the annotation of a GenBank genome assembly.